GAAGGCCAUUUUAUGGACUAAAUGAUUAAUCAAAUAAUAGACAAUUAUCAAAUGCUAAAAAUAAUUGAUAGGUGCAGCACUAAUUGACUCAUUCCAAAGUCAGAUUUGUCUAAAAGAAACCUUUGCUGUCGUCUUUUCAUGUGUCGUGUCUGUAACUGCCGGAUGAUCUUUAACUCACAUGCCAGUUAGUCCGUCACCCAGCAUUGUCACUUAGGAUAGAGUGAAGACAUUCUGCUACAUUUUAUCUAUUUAAUCCUCUACGUUACUCGAAUUUUUAGAAAGUAAAUGUCUCAAUUUAUUUUUGUUUUUUGUAAUCUAAGCUUUCAUAUGACAAGAAGGAAACUAGUUCAGUUUGUGAAAAUAACUAAGAAAUAUAUUCAGUCCGAAUGUCAGAAUGAAUGAUUUCACUAUUCAACUGUUUUAUUCAAUUUCUCAGUCCGUCACCCACAAAUAUCCCCGCGUUUUGCUAUGUCAAGGUGUGUCUUCAUACCCUUUAUACCCCAAGUUAUAAAAAAGAACUGAAGAAGCUGUUUACGCCCACCAGACAAUAUUUUGCAAUAAUCUACAGCAUUGUAGAUCAGGGUUUGAAUCACUGAUCCUUCAUUUCCACUUAAUACCUUAUGUAUCGGCUCCGCACAUUGGUAUUGCCUUUCCGUGCUCUGCAGUGAGGCAUGAAGCAGCGUAUGUAGGACUCUGCUGAGCUCUAGGUCACGCACCUGGGCAGAGACCACAGCACUGCAAACAGCUGCUCUGGCAAUAUACAACUUUCUUAUUGCUUGAUAUGUUGCAUCAUGUCAGCUGUUUGUCAUAAUCAGUGUAUGUUGUACUGCAUCUUUCUCCUGAACAACCCACCUGUCUGAGGUUAUUUGUUGGGUAUCUACCUUUUAAGUGAACACAGUCAAGAAUGUCAGAAUCAGACAAUUAGCAUUUCUUUAUGCUCUUAUACAUGGUACCCUUUUUGUCACUUAUGUUAUACACACAUUUUCAGUAGUGUGUGAGUGUGUGUAUGUGUGUGUGUCAUGUGUAAGCCCCUUGGCUGGCUUAUGGCCCACUCUGAUAGGCCCUGUGUGUGUCACAUUGGGGUGUUACCUUGACUACUCAGGGCCCCGUCGUUUCAGUUCCUCCCAUCAUCUCUGACAGAUAGAUAGCAGGAAAAGAAAGUAUCAGCUCCGUCCCUCAGCUACCACCCAAAACUCACACAGCAGUACAGAUACUGGCGACCGGACAAAAUGAUCCCACUGCCGCUGGCAUGGAUGCUGUUGACGGUGUUGCUAAGGACAGGAUCAGGUUCGGACCUGAUGCUGCAAGAAGAAAAGGCCGACAUGCUUUAUCCUGAGAUCCUCAGUGUAGUGACUAUCGAUUGUAACUGCGGUACCUCCCAGUGUGACUCUGCCUACUGGUUCCGCAGUGUUCCCGAUAACAGCAAAAUACAGUUUCUAGGCAAAUGCAACAACGCAGGCCGUGGUAGCAUUGAGAAUGAUGUGGUCCCUAAACGAUACGUAUUAGAAAAGAGAGGACAUUCAUUUGUGCUACGCAUCCACAAUGUGACAGAAGAGGACAGAGGGAUGUAUUCUUGUGUUCUUAACUACAGGAAAAAGACAGAAAUAUGGAAGACUGGGACUUUCCUUCAGCCGGGAGUAAUCCCUCCAACAUUACCUCCUGAGACAAAACCCAAAAGGCCAUUCAACCCAGGCUGUCGCUGCCCUAAGAAGAAUACUUCACAGGAUGGCUGCGGCUCCCUGAUUUUGUGGCCAUUUGUUGGAUUUAUUGCGGCCCUGGCUCUUGCGCUCAUCUGCACGCUGUACUACUUCAGCAGGCUACCCAAAAAAUGUCGGCAUCACUUUGCGAAGAAUAAGUACACGACCUAAAGCACUGCAUCUACAGCCUAUGUUUAACUCAACUGGCUGAAGUGCUUCACUUGGAGCGGAUGUCCAGUGGACCGAGGGAUACAAUUCAGCUUGAAGAUCUACUCUGCAAACAACAUGUUGUGUUUAUUUACAGUGAAAUGUGCACUCAGUCAGAGAAGAGUUUUGUGUUUUCAACAGCAGUAAACAUGUAACAUAUUGUACUAUACACAGAUUACGAGACAGCUCCAGAGCAACACCAACUUCAUAUCGAGGCUCUGUGAUGUAACAUCUCCUAUAAUAUUUUUGAUUUAUCAGUUAACAAUAUCCAGAUGACCUCAUCAUUUAUCAAGGUGCUUUUUCAGCUCAGCAGGUCUGUGAUCAGUUGCUUUGAUUUUUAGAUUAUUGUUGAAUCAGAACAAAACAGGGUAGUGUUUCUCUCCCCAAAACUUAUCUGUUUAUACAUACAAAAAGCAUGUAAGCGACAAAACAGCUAAAUUGAAAUAUUUUCCCAUUUCCCUUUUGCUCUCUUUUGUAAUUGUUUGUGUUUUUGUGUUUCACAGCAUUUUUAAGUGUUUUUCAAUUUUUAAGAAUCAUCUGUUUAGAAGAA
This is a messenger RNA of Morone saxatilis (striped sea-bass), 2454 nucleotides long. It is a transcript of the gene cd8b, whose product is annotated as cd8 beta. The transcript is spliced from 7 exons. The record is from RefSeq and is a predicted model, not a curated record. Gene Ontology annotation, cellular component: cell surface. The coding region runs from base 1230 to 1868 and encodes 212 amino acids. Gene Ontology annotation, biological process: regulation of immune response. Gene Ontology annotation, molecular function: MHC class I protein binding; coreceptor activity. NCBI's taxonomy places the organism in Eukaryota, Metazoa, Chordata, Actinopteri, Moronidae.